Messenger RNA from Bufo bufo (common toad), 2581 nucleotides. It is a transcript of the gene STAT1, whose product is annotated as signal transducer and activator of transcription 1. Lineage: Eukaryota; Metazoa; Chordata; Amphibia; Anura; Bufonidae. Gene Ontology annotation, molecular function: DNA-binding transcription factor activity, RNA polymerase II-specific; RNA polymerase II cis-regulatory region sequence-specific DNA binding. The transcript is spliced from 24 exons. Gene Ontology annotation, biological process: defense response; regulation of transcription by RNA polymerase II; response to peptide hormone. The coding region runs from base 108 to 2375 and encodes 755 amino acids. The record is from RefSeq and is a predicted model, not a curated record.
ACCUGGAAACCCGUUUACAGUUAAAGGACAAAAACGACCCCUGACACCGGAUAGCAGAUUAGUAGACCACGGAGUGUACAACCAAUCGUAAACUAUCAGUACACAGGAUGGCUCAGUGGUAUGAAUUGCAGCAAAUUGAUGGCAAAUUCUUGGAACAAGUUCACCAGUUAUAUGAUGACAGCUUCCCCAUGGAGAUACGUCAGUACCUGGCACAGUGGCUUGAAGCACAAGAUUGGGAACAUGCCUCAUUCAAUGUCUCUCUAGCCACAAUUCUGUUUCAUGGACUUCUGUCACAGUUGGAUGAUCAAUAUAGCAGAUUUUCCUUGGAAAGCAACUUCUUGUUGCAGCAUAACAUUCGGAAAAGCAAACGCAACCUACAGGAUUUAUUCCAAGAGGAUCCUGUACAAAUGGCUAUGAUUAUUUACAACUGCUUAAAAGAAGAAAGUAAAAUUUUGGACAAUGCUCGGUUAUAUACGAAGAGUCAAGUGGGCAGCACACAAUCUACCGUGAUAAUUGACAAGCACAGGGAAUUGGAUAAAAAAGUGGCUGAUGUUAAGAAUCGAGCUUUCGAGGUAGAACAGGAUGUGAAGAACUUAGAAGACUUGCAAGAUGAAUAUGAUUUUAAAUGUAAAACUGUACACAGUAGAGAAAAUGAACAUAAUGCUCAAAGUGAACAUCUUGCACAAAAUGAACUGAAGCAGGAAAAACUGGUGUUACGAAACAUGUACAUUGCCAUAGGUAUUAAAAGGAAGGAUAUUGUCCAAAAAAUAGGAGAACUCCUCAAUAUCACGUGUCAUACUCAGAGUUCUCUUAUUAACGAAGAACUGGUGGAAUGGAAGCGCAGACAACAAAUAGCCUGCAUUGGAGGUCCUCCAAAUGCUUGCCUUGAUCAACUCCAGAGCUGGUUCACCUCUAUUGCUAAAAGCCUUCAACAAGUUCGCCAGCAGCUGAAGAAAUUGGAAGAGUUAGAGCAAAAGCUCAUUUGUGAUGGUGAAGAUCCAAUUACGAAAAACAAGCAAGCCUUCCAAGAGCGCACACAAAAUUUAUUUAAGCAGCUAAUACAAAGCUCAUUCGUGGUUGAAAGGCAGCCCUGUAUGCCAACACAUCCACAGAGGCCCCUGGUAUUGAAAACUGGUGUUCAGUUCACUGUGAAAUUAAGACUGUUGGUCAAACUGCAAGAGCUUAACUAUCAGCUGAAAGUUAAAGCAGUGUUUGAUAAAGAUGUCACUGAGAAAAAUACAGUGAAAGGGUUCCGGAAAUUUAACAUUUUAGGUACACACACAAAAGUAAUGAACAUGGAGGAAUCAACAAAUGGAUGUCUAGCAGCAGAAUUUAGGCAUUUGCAACUAAAGGAGCAGAAGAAUACAGGAUGCAGAACAAAUGAGGGACCACUUAUUGUUACUGAAGAGCUUCAUUCUUUGAGUUUUGAGACACAGCUUUGUCAGCCUGGUUUAGUUGUGGAUUUGGAGACUGCAUCACUUCCAAUUGUAGUAAUUUCUAAUGUAAGUCAGCUUCCUAGUGGAUGGGCGUCUAUUUUAUGGUAUAACAUGCUGACUUCUGAAGCAAAGAAUCUAUCCUUUUUCCUAAACCCACCAGCAGCGAGAUGGACCCAGUUGUCUGAAGUGCUAAGCUGGCAGUUUUCCUCUGUAACUAAAAGGGGGCUUCAUGCAGAUCAGCUAAAUAUGCUUGAAGAAAAACUAUUAGCUACUAACAUGAACAGUACAGAUGAAUUUAUUCCCUGGACUAGAUUCUGCAAGGAAAAUUUAAAUGACAAGAACUUUCCUUUCUGGCUUUGGAUUGAGGGCAUCUUAGAGCUAAUUAAAAAACAUCUGCUUUGUCUGUGGAAUGAUGGAUGUAUUGCGGGCUUCAUUAGUAAGGAAAGAGAACGUGCACUGCUGAAAGAGAAGCAGCCAGGAACAUUUUUAUUGAGGUUUAGUGAAAGCAGCAAAGAAGGAGCCAUCACCUUUACCUGGGUAGAGAUAUUACAAAAUGAACCUGUUUUUCAUUCUGUGGAGCCAUAUACAAAAAAAGAGCUGUCUGCUGUGAGUUUUCCAGACAUUAUUCGCAACUAUAAAGUAAUGGCAGCUGAAAAUAUUCCUGAGAACCCACUAAAGUUUUUAUAUCCAGAUACACCAAAAGAUAUGGCAUUUGGGAAGUACUACACAAGGCCUAAAGAUGCUCCGGAACCUAUGGACCUUGAUGGACCUGAUCGAAUAGGAUACAUCAAAACUGAACUAAUUUCAGUAUCUGAAGUACAUCCUUCCCGACUUCAGACUGCAGAAUCACUUUUGCCAAUGUCACCAGAUGAAUAUGAUGAUCUAACCAAACUUUAUGGACCAGCUGAAUUUGAAAUUAUGCAUUCCUAUAACAGCUAAACAGCUUUCAUAUUCCUUUGGAUCAAGGCUUCUCUGCAAGAUUAACCAUUUGAAUCAUAUGCUUGUGUUUUAAGUAAAUAAGUACUUUUUAUGUUAAAGGGGUUUUCCGAGAUAUUGGUACUGAUGACCUAUCCAACACCCAGGACCUCCGCCAAUCAGUUGUUUGAGAAGGAAUCAGUUCUCCUGUGAGCGCCACAGCCUUCUCA